AUGACGAUCUCCCAAGUCGCUGCUUCGAUUCUCUACGAGCACGGAACGAUUAUCGGAUUCAACACUACGACCGAACAAUUUCAGAUAUACCAAAACGCAUCACUUCACAUACAAAACGAUCGAUUCACUGGCCUGGCGGAGGGUGGCUUGUCUUCGGUACCUCCGAAUACAACUCAAAUCAAUGCUUCUGGCCGAAUUAUUGGGCCAGGAUAUACCCUUGGAUCCAACACCACGCUGGCAGACUACGUUCAAAAAUUCGGCGAGUACGGUCCGGCCGUGCAGAACUUCACCACGACAGACAUAUACCUAGGGCAGCUUGUAGGAAGCUUGGAGUUGCUACACGGAGGCACGACGACGGUGCUCGACCACUCGCACGCUGCAUGGUCUAACGAUGGCAUCGAUGCUAGCGUUAAUGGCUCCUACGACAGCGGUGUUCGUACCUUCUAUGCUCAUACACUACAUGUCAUUGAUAACGACUUCACCUGGAACGACCAAAUCUCUAAGCUACGAGCUCUCACCACUGACAAGCGCUUUCAAGAUAACGACCUCAUGCAUCUUGGCCUGGCCUACGACGACUUCUAUGGCAACACACCUGAAAACAUAACCGAGAUGUGGAACAUUGUCCGUGAGGGCAACCUGACACAUGUCACUACUCACUACAUGAACGGGCCAUGGGGUUGGCUGAAUAGCGUUCAGCUUCUCGAUGAUUUAGGCUGGCUCAACACGAGCGUCCCUGUCGUUUUCUCGCACGGAGCGUUCCUCACCGCUGAGGAUGCACGUCUGUUGCGCCAGCGAAACCAAUACAUCUCCACGACUCCAGAGAGCGAACUACACUUCGGCCAUAAUCAUCCUAAUAUCGAGUUGAUCGUUGAUCAAGCUUCUUUGGGUGUCGAUUGCCACUUUACCUUCUCAUCCAGUCACAUUCAGCAAGCAAGGCUUUGGCUGCAAUCACUUCGGGCGCCAGAGUCUCUCAAAGUCCUCGAGACUUGGGAAGUUCCGUGGAACAAUCCAAUGUCGGUGCGUCAAGCGUAUUACCUCAUUACUCGCGCAGGCGGGCUUGCUCUUCGUCGCCAAGAUCUUGGUAUCAUUGCUGUUGGCUCGAAAGCCGACGUCGUGGUUUACCGUGGCGAUUCCCCCAAUCUUCUAGGGUGGCAUGAUCCAAUCGCUGCUCUGGUGUUGCAUUCGGAUGUCGGUGACAUCGAAGACGUGCUACUUGAUGGCAAGUUCGUGAAGCGAGGAGGAAAAUUGCUUCAUCCAGAUUGGGAAGCAAUCAAAAGCCGUUUCUUGGAUUCCGCUGCUAGGAUCCAAGAGCAGUGGCUCUCCUUCGACUGGCCAUCUUUGACGUCUGGCUCCGGCUUCAACGAUGGUUUCUCGCUAUACGCAACAGCUGACCAAAUUGACAGCCUCCGCGGGAACGGUACCGGCUACUAA
Molecule: messenger RNA, 1431 nt
Organism: Zasmidium cellare ATCC 36951
Lineage: Eukaryota; Fungi; Ascomycota; Dothideomycetes; Mycosphaerellales; Mycosphaerellaceae
Exons: 5
Coding region: 1-1431 (476 amino acids)
Cellular component (GO): cytosol
Molecular function (GO): deaminase activity
Source: RefSeq, a predicted model, not a curated record